UUCUGUUUUCUGCUACCGGAAAGAAGGGGGGGGGGGAACACGAGUCAUGUGCAUGUCUAUUGACCAAACUACCCUUCUCUCUCUCUCCCCAGCUAAUACAAAACCUCGUUCUACUUCCCUUGCUGGGUCUCUAUCUUUUCUUGCAAUGCAAGUGCCAUAUCAGAGUUCCUCAAGAAACUUCUAAGAACUUCUGCUCUUUUCUCCUUUUAUAUGUUUUUAUACAUUUCCUAAAACCCAUCUUCAUCAGCUCUUUCUUUGUUUUCUUUAAUUUGUUUUUGGUAUUUUUUUUGUAAAGUCGAACUGAAAAAUGGGUAUGGGAACAAGCAAUUUUGUGAUCAGAUGGAUCAACUUCCUUACUAUGCUUUUAGCUAUAGCUGUUGUAAUUUUUGGGGUAUGGAUGAGCACUCAUCAUGAUGAAUGCAGAAAAUCCCUUACUCUUCCAGUUUUAGGCCUUGGUGCUUUCAUUUUCGUAAUAUCCAUAAUCGGGUUUUGGGGGGCGUUGAAGAAAAACACCAUACUAUUGUGGAUUUAUUUGAUCUUGUUAUGCAUCAUUCUAGUGGCAAUCCUGGUAUUCACGGUGUUGGCGUUCAUCAUAACAAAUAAUGGAUCCGGUCACAAUGUGUCUGGCUUGAGAUACAAGGAGUAUCAACUUAAAGAGUAUAGUUCAUGGUUUCUAAAGCAGCUGAAUAAUAGCGAUAAUUGGAAGCGAUUGAAGAGUUGUCUCGUGAAAUCAGAGGACUGCAACAACUUAGCAAAACAAUUCAAGACUCUUAAGCAAUAUAAAAUGGCAAAACUAACACCAAUUGAAGCUGGUUGCUGCCGACCGCCAUCCGAAUGUGGUUAUCCUGUGGUCAAUGCUUCAUAUUACGACUUGAGCUUUCAUCCAGUUAGUUCCAAUAAGGACUGCAAGCUUUACAAAAACACUCGGGCCGUGAAAUGCUACAAUUGCGACUCUUGCAAGGCCGGUGUUGCACAAUACAUGAAAACUGAGUGGAGAGUUGUUGCAAUCUUUAACUUGGCAUUAUUCAUCGUCUUGUCAAUUAUAUACUUUGUGGGAUGUUGUGCAAGACGGAAUGCCGGCCAGACAAGGGUAUUCAAGGCUUGAAACACUACUGAAUUGUUGCCGGUUGAUUCGAUUAUCUUGAUUAUAGUUUCUCUGUCAGUAAAACCAACUGCCGUCGUAAAGAGCCACCUAAAACAAUCAGCUACAAAAGAAAAGACAAACCAGAAGCUCUAAAUGUUGCAGACAAGUAUGGGGAAGACGAGGAUUAAGGAAUCAUACGUUUAUUCAAGUACUUUAGCUAGCAAAUAAUUCCAAAUUUGUUACUUUGUUUUAAAUUUCUUAUUUUUGUUGGUUUUGAACCUUAUGGGGUUGAGUAUAUAUAUGCAUCCCUUAAUAAAGGGUUUUUUUUUUUU
Hibiscus syriacus is the source of this 1416-nucleotide messenger RNA. RefSeq names its product tetraspanin-10-like. The transcript has 11 exons. The record is from RefSeq and is a predicted model, not a curated record. The coding region runs from base 308 to 1105 and encodes 265 amino acids. Lineage: Eukaryota; Viridiplantae; Streptophyta; Magnoliopsida; Malvales; Malvaceae. Gene Ontology annotation, cellular component: plasmodesma; plasma membrane. Gene Ontology annotation, biological process: auxin-activated signaling pathway.